ACAUAUUUGAUGUGUUCGGAGUUGCUUCCUUCUACUGGUUAGAAUCUAGCAUAUACUCUACGAGUAUCGGGUAUAAAAAGUGUACUUAUGUACAUUAAUAUGUAUGUAUAUGUAUGUACAUAUGUGUAUGUGACACAUUCUUCACCUGGAUAUAAAAUGGUAUUAGUACGUAUAGCUAAACGUCGAGAUCUCAGAAGCAAUAAAAGCUAGAAUGUUGAGUCGGGUUACCCGACGUAAUCGCUAUAUGAAGCCCGAUGAUGCUAUACAAAAUUGGAUUCUUUCUUCCUCAGAGUUUUGAUAAAUAUCAUCGUUUUAAUUUGGAAAUCCAAUAUUUUGUACACCAUGAGGGAUUCUUUCGAAGUCAUUUAUUUUAAAUAUUCUUAAUAUAGUGCGUUUAUCUUAGGAUCUCUAUUUGUGGGGUGCCUUGCACACUGGUAUUCAGCAGACUUAAAUAUAUAUUUUAAAUGGGUCAGUAAAUUGUUAAUGAUUGUUUUGUGGGGGAAACCACAAUUUAGUAGCGUAAAUCUUAUUUAAUUUAACAUCCGGAACUAAAUUUGUAACACACCGUGUAUUUACACAAACUUACCACUGCGCCUACGUCCCCAUUGUUAAAUUGGGCAAUGUCUGAACCCCCUUCUUAAAUCAUUAUUAAAUUAAAUUGUAUGUAAAAACGUCAACUAACCAGCCCCCUUAUUUUUAAGCGUCGCUUUUAUUAUCAUCGCUACAAUGGGGCAAUCUCCGUUGCGGAACAGAGCAUAGUAUUAGGUAGCUUAGCUACUCAGUUUAAUACCAGCAAUUGCCCUGCGAGGGUGCUGUUUUUGUGACUCUGAACAAAGUCAAAAACGAGAGCAAAAUCCGCAGUGUUUGAUUGUCCUAGACUAUCCGUUUGUCGUCCUUAAUACUCAUUAAAAUUUAUUGUCAAAAUGUACACAAACUCCGCAAGUGAUGGUGACGGAGGAGGAGAUGUGCGUAAGCACGAAUCUCUUGAAAUGAGUAAAGAAUUGGGCCACACAGCCAGCUUGCAGUCCAGCCCACCUACAACUACGGACACGUCCAAUAAACAGCAGUUGGUAAAAAUUGAGCAACUCCCCGAUCGCGGAUCAUGGUCUUCCAAAAUGGAUUUCAUACUAUCAGUAGUGGGCCUAGCUAUAGGUUUGGGAAACGUUUGGCGAUUUCCCUAUUUGUGCUACAAAAAUGGAGGCGGUGCAUUUAUAUUACCAUACAUUAUAACGCUGUUUUUGGCAGGUAUUCCAAUGUUUUUCAUGGAACUAGCUCUUGGUCAAAUGUUGACAAUUGGUGGACUCGGUGUAUUCAAAAUUGCGCCCAUAUUUAAAGGAAUUGGGUAUGCUGCUGCUGUGAUGUCUUGUUGGAUGAAUGUUUACUAUAUUGUCAUUCUUGCUUGGGCGGUAUUUUACUUCUUCAUGUCGAUGAGAGCAGAUGUCCCUUGGAGAACGUGCAACAAUUGGUGGAACACAGUCAACUGUGUCAGUCAAUAUGAAAGGAAAAAUUUGCAUUGCUGGGAUAAGAUUAUCAACGGCACCACGCAAAAGGUUUGCUCCGUAUCUGCUCUUAACAUAACAUCUUUAGAACUCACAGAUCCAGUCAAAGAAUUUUGGGAGCGGCGAGCUCUUCAAAUAUCGCAUGGUAUUGAGGAGAUUGGAAAUAUUCGCUGGGAGUUGGCUGGAACUUUAUUACUUGUUUGGAUCCUCUGCUACUUUUGUAUUUGGAAGGGAGUAAAAUGGACAGGGAAAGUAGUAUAUUUUACUGCCUUGUUUCCCUACGUUCUCCUGACGAUUCUACUGGUUCGCGGAAUUACAUUACCUGGCGCUUUGGAGGGCAUUAAAUUUUAUAUAAUUCCAAACUUUUCAAAGUUGACCAAUUCUGAGGUGUGGAUCGACGCUGUCACCCAAAUAUUUUUCUCAUACGGGCUUGGACUCGGUACUUUGGUGGCGUUAGGAAGUUACAACAAGUUUACCAAUAAUGUCUACAAGGACGCGCUUAUUGUCUGCACAGUCAAUUCUAGCACCAGUAUGUUUGCUGGAUUCGUAAUAUUUUCGGUAAUAGGAUUUAUGGCUCACGAGCAACAGCGACCAGUGGCUGAUGUAGCCGCAUCAGGACCUGGCCUUGCAUUUCUUGUUUAUCCAUCGGCAGUUCUGCAGUUACCAGGGUCUCCAAUGUGGUCUUGCCUCUUUUUCUUCAUGCUUCUGCUCAUUGGAUUGGACUCACAGUUUUGUACAAUGGAGGGCUUUAUCACUGCCAUUAUUGAUGAAUGGCCGCAGUUGCUGCGGAAGCGGAAAGAAAUAUUUAUUGCUAUUGUAUGCGCUCUUAGCUACUUAGUGGGCUUAACCUGUAUUACACAAGGUGGCAUGUAUAUCUUUCAAAUAUUGGAUUCAUAUGCAGUUAGCGGUUUUUGCUUACUGUGGCUCAUAUUCUUUGAGUGUGUUUCAAUAUCUUGGUGCUAUGGAGUGGAUCGAUUUUAUGACGGAAUAAAGGAUAUGAUCGGAUACUAUCCCACUGUUUGGUGGAAGUUCUGCUGGUGUGUCACAACGCCCGCUAUAUGCUUGGGAGUGUUUUUCUUCAACAUAGUUCAGUGGACUCCUAUUAAGUACUUGGACUACAGCUAUCCAUGGUGGGCGCAUGCUUUUGGCUGGUUUACGGCGUUGUCAUCAAUGCUUUACAUACCACUUUACAUGUUUUGGUUGUGGAAACGAACUCCUGGUGAAUUGAGUGAGAAAAUUCGAGCUCUUGUACGGAUAGACGAGGAUGUAACCCGGUUACGUGAGAAAAUGCUGAGAGAAGCUUAUGUCAAGGAGAUAGAAUUUAAUUCUUUAUAGACGUUUUUAAGUUAUCUCAUAUUGUUGUAAGGUACUUUUUGUUUGGCCAUUCAAUCAGUUAAAUUUAUUUAAAUUAAUUUUCUACAAUUUGGAAAAAGACAACUUAUUUUGAAAGUUUUCCUUUUCUUAAAAUCAACUUCCCUAUUUUGACAUUUGCAAUGAAUCAUUGUAACAGUUUUAUAUUUUCAUUUAUGUUCCCUUUAUAACUCAGAACUAGUCUUUUUAAUCAAUCGCAAGGGGUCAAGGUUUUUCAAUGGUUAUUGCAGUGUUUUUUGUCGUACUUACUUAAGGUGGUAUGCCAGAAAUAUCUAGAGUAAUUAGAAUCACGAAUUUCUGAAUAUUCUGCUUCUGAAGCAUAAACAUAUAUAUGAAGAAUCCAUGGAGUUCUAAAAGCCAUUUGUCCCUCAUGUUACAUUGUGUGAAUCACGCAUUAAAGAAUACGUGCAUUAAAUGAUUUACAAAAGAAACAUUAUAUAAACAAUGUCCGUAUAUUCAGCAGCGACAGAGAGAAAUUUUAUUUAUAUAUGCAUCCCUUCCAUUGUAAGUUUUAGUCCGCAGCAAUAGACCCAGGAUGUUUUUUGCAUGGCUUAUCAAGAAUGACUUCCAGAUCUGCAUGGCUUUAACAUGUCAACAGCAAAAUCAAACUUUGGCUUUAUCAGUGAGAUAAACAUCUUUUUCAAAACUAUUACAGAAUAGAAAGGGUUUUGAGAUCUAGUUGUGUUUAGAAAUAAGAUAUAUUAUCCGCAAUGAAAUUAUGUAAUGUAAUGUUAUGUAAUAAGAUUGACACCAUAUAUAUACAGAACUAUUUUUGACAAUGUCUUGACAGUGCUUUAGGCAUUGCUAUGUAAUUUAUCUAUAAAAUGUCAAUAUGUUGCUUAACGUGUCAAAU
This is a messenger RNA of Drosophila mauritiana, 3723 nucleotides long. It is a transcript of the gene Gat, whose product is annotated as sodium- and chloride-dependent GABA transporter 1. Gene Ontology annotation, biological process: sodium ion transmembrane transport. NCBI's taxonomy places the organism in Eukaryota, Metazoa, Arthropoda, Insecta, Diptera, Drosophilidae. Gene Ontology annotation, cellular component: membrane. The transcript is spliced from 10 exons. The coding region runs from base 924 to 2834 and encodes 636 amino acids. The record is from RefSeq and is a predicted model, not a curated record.